This is a messenger RNA of Meira miltonrushii, 3332 nucleotides long. RefSeq lists its product as uncharacterized. The record is from RefSeq and is a predicted model, not a curated record. NCBI's taxonomy places the organism in Eukaryota, Fungi, Basidiomycota, Exobasidiomycetes, Exobasidiales, Brachybasidiaceae. Bases 245 to 3052 code for a protein of 935 amino acids. The transcript has a single exon.
AACACAACUCGCCUAAUUUGAGAAAGACGUAGGAGUUAUUCCGCGCAUAUACACACCUUUGUCAGAUCGGUUUCAAGUUGCUCCGAAAAAGUGCUCUCGUCCCUUUGUUAUCAAGAUUUGCUGGCAUACAUCAUCAAUCAUCUUGCUUUGUGUGCCGACUGAACAACAACGACAAUAACGCUGGCAAAGAAUGUCUGCUUGAGCACCGCAAACGAACGAUUCACAUCUCGUCUUUAUCACCAAGAUGACAUCCAUACAACCUCAACAACAAACACAACUACCUCACUCACCAACAAAGAUGUCCCCUCCCGAUUUGAUGACCGCUCAAACGCCCGUGCUUACUUCACCCGGAUCGCCAACUAUCAAUAUGAGACCAUCUACACUUGGAAGGAGUGAUAGCAAAAAGCGUGAUCGUCGUCUUUCACGUAAUUCUCGUCCUCCGCAUUCAGCUGAUGGAAGUGAGAAACCGUUUCACACGAUGAAUGUAUACGAUCAAAAUGCUCAAGCUGGCCCUUCUAAUCCUCAUCACUCUUUGCAUACACAGCAACGUAAAGAAUUACAACACAGCCAUUCUUUACGCGGUGACCGCGCUCAGAACCAAAGACAUUCGCACGUUGGAUAUGUCAAUCUUAACAACGAAACCACCAGGACCGAACAGUCUCCGAAACGAUUGCCUUCUUCCCAUCAAAGUCCCAAUCGAUCGUCAUUCCUUGCUUUGCCUCUGUUCAAUGCUGAAGGAGAACGAGCACGGGUUGCAUCUUCACCAAUGACGCCUUCUUUGCAAGAAUCCAAUUCAAACACAUUCUUAAGCUCAUCAACAGAUGCAAAUAGGAUUAAUCGAUCCAGAUCUAUGCGCGAAACAACUUCAAACCAGACGACAGAAGGAGGUUGGCAAUUACCUUCUCACCAUGCAAACACAACUUCGCCAACGACGUAUUCCAAAGCACGGCGACAUAUAUCACCUUCGGCAUCGAUGUCUUUGAUUUCUGAUGGACAUGCAUUCCCUUCAGGACCUUUUGAUGAUCAUGCAUCUCAAGAAUACCUCAACGAAGAUGAUAUGACAAUUUGGGCCAGAAGUGCAAGGAGAUGGUCAAGUUCUUUACCUAGAGGACGUAAUUCUGCCGCUUUCGCAUUCCGAUUGGCCGAAGGUGCCUCACCUUACCUACGAGCAGGAUUGGAAGAGCUUCGUAGCAUUUUUGACGUGGACAGUAAUCCGAUCCCCUCUUCCCCUUUCAUUGACGAGGAGGAUGACGAUGAUUAUGUCCAAUCUGGUUACAGUAGUCUUGCGCCGUUGGAGGAAAGCGAUGCAGAUCGUGCAAGUUGUCUGACUUUGAGUCGAGAGCCUAGCGAUGAAUCACGAGAAGGUAACAGAAAGAUGACUGCUUCACCUGCUGCAAUCUCUUCUCGCGAACAAUCGCCAUCCAGAGGAAGUAUCGUACUCCAAAGAACGCCAUCGAAUGAAAAGAAUGAAGAGAAGAGCCGCUUGCAGGCCGCUGACAAGGAUCAAGGCAAGUUCAACGCAAGCGAUUCGAGCCUCUCUGUCAAAGAGCAUCCACCAAGCAAGACACAAGAGCAGUACAGAAAGAUUUUGAUGCCUUUCAAACGACCUUUAGAAUUCCAUACUCGCAAUGAAUCGUCUUUUGGUUUUGGCUUCCAUUCCUAUUCCGACGGUCGUCAGAAUGCUGUAAACAAGACAUUUUUAGCCUGGAGUUUGAGCGUGGUUGCGAUUGGAAUUAUCGGAUUGUGUGCUUGGGGUUAUGCAACGGAAUCUGAUGCAUUUUCCAUCACUUUGAUCGGAUUCUUUCUGACGCAACCUGCUUUUGCUUUGGCUGCUUUGACCGCUUUGAUGUUUCGAAGGCGAGCAUGGAUGGAUCUCUUUUCCAGAGCGAUGCGUGCACAUGUUCUUGCACAAGCUUUGAUCGUCUUACUUGCUUAUUUGGACCUCUCGGCUUCCUCUCUUUAUUCUCAUGGAUCUGGCAAAGAUGGUGAUAGCUCCGAACAACAAAAUCGAUUCCGAAUGGUUCCAACCAUGGAAAUGCGCUUCGGCCCUUUCAAUCGAGCAACAGAAGCUGGCGAUGGGCCGGGCGUGCAUUUUGCACAUCACAAAGAAUCCGCUGGUCUUGCAGGGAUGAGCAACAGCAGCAUCCAUGCACACGAUUCUUCUGUUGGUGAUUGGCGUAGCAGAUUGACGUAUUUUGUGGUAUUCGUUGUACAAGCAGCUGGUCCGAUAAUCAUGGUCCUUGUCGGUCAGUAUAUCAUCGCUCAACGAUUGGCAAUCUUGGCACGUCAGGGUACUCUGAGCCGACAAAGUUCCGUUCGUCAACAUUCUGAUUUGAACGAAUGCGUUUCUUCAAGUCAAAUCGAAACGAAAAAUCCAUCUUCCGACGGAGGUAGAAGUAACACUGCUCCAGCUGUGAUCUUGACCGGUGCCGCAUCUCCUAAUCAUAACGGUCCGACUUUAAUGGCAGACAAGACACGCCAAAAGCCUGUUCAACGAAGCAAACUUAGCAUUCAUUCACCUUCAUCGCCACCAACGUCAAAUCGAUCAAACGAAUAUUCUUUACCGUCAACGUUACAAUUACCAAUCGAUGGCGCUUAUACCGGUACCCAUCCUCGUCAUCGACGCGAACAAAGACGGAAAAGGCUUGCGACUGCGCCAAAUAUCAUUGUUGGAACAGGAGAUGAAGAUAUCUUUCAAGGCGAAGAUGAACUCAAGCAACCUCAUUCGGCCACUGAAGCGCCGGAACUAUAUGCGAAUGCAAGUUCAACUUUUGCCCCGACCAAUUCCUUAAGGUUGAGUUCAUUACAAGAAUCAUUAGCAGGUGAGAAGGCAUAUCCGACUCAAUUGCAGGGCUCUCCUGUGAUCAAUGGGGAAAAGAAGAGAAUGUCAAAGAACACAAUGCAUCGUCAUCGCAGAUCAGCCUCUCAACCAAUCAAUUAUUCUAGCGGUCAAGGAAUUAUUUCAUCGCCUUCAAAGAACAUCAGCAAAGGAUUAGGAAUGAUGUUUGAAGAAGUCAAUCAAACAGAUUAUUCAAAUCUCAAUAAUGAAUGAAGAAACAACAGCACAGCCUAAUGGUAGACUUCAAUAAACAUUCUUUCUCGCGAUUGCAUCUGGGUAUGCUUUUCAAUGCACAAACGAACACACACGAGCACACGAACACACGAUUUGAAAAAAACGCAUUUGUAUAACGAACGAUUCUCUUGCAUGCUUUUUUGCUCUUCUCUUUUCUUCAACAUUUUGUAUAUCUAUUGCUCUCUAUCUCUUUUCUUCUUAUCGUCAUGUAUUCUAUAGCGUGCGCCGGCGCAAUACAAGAUAUUUAUCAAAGAGAGGC